UGGCUGGCUGGGGGAAUGCGGGGCGGUGGGCUGCUCCGAUGCUCCGGUCCCCGGAAGAGGAAGGAGCCGCCCGGCCUUGGGGAGUGGAGGGAGGCGGGCAGGCGGGCGGGGGAAGCCGGGCUCGGGGAUGGGCUGAGCCGCCCACUCCCCCCCCCCCAGCCCCGGAGGAAGGAACCGGAGCAUCGGCGCCUCCUCCAAGCCGGGGGCUGUCCGGGCUCUCCCCGCCUGCGGGAGCUGGAGGGCUCUCCAACCUUGGCAGCGAUAAGACCCGAGGACUUCAACUCCCAGAAUUCCCCAGCCGGAGUGGUGAUUUUGAGACCACAGCGGACGAAGGGAUUCCUCCAGAAGAUGUCACGAGUGGAUCCAGGCGUCGGGAGGGCAGAGGAAAACUCCUCCCGUGUCAUUUUUGCGGUGUUUCUCUCGCUGCUCAUCGAUCUCCUGGGCUUCACCCUAAUUCUGCCCCUCCUGCCUUCCAUACUGGAUCAUUUCAGCCAGAACAACGAUGGGCUCUACAGGAGGGUACAAGCCGGCGUGGACUGGUUCAGUGGCAGUCUUGGCAUUCCGCCGGAAAGGAAGUACAACAGCGUCUUGUUUGGAGGUCUUAUCGGCUCCCUGUUUUCACUGCUUCAGUUUCUGGCCUCACCACUCACCGGCGCCGCCUCCGAUUCCUUCGGGAGGCGACCAGCUCUGCUGGUCACUGCGCUUGGCCUCGUGGCGUCUUAUUCUCUGUGGGCCAUUUCCAGGAGCUUCGAACUCUUCCUUUGCUCCAGAGUCCUGGGCGGGGUCAGCAAAGGGAACGUCAGCCUUUGCACGGCCGUCAUCGCAGAUCUUCAGUGUCCGAAAGCUCGAAGCAAAGGGAUGGCCAUGAUUGGGUUGGCUUUCUCGCUGGGCUUCACCCUGGGGCCGAUGUUGGGCGCCUUCCUCGCUCUGGAGACGGAGAAGGACCAAGUCUUCUACACGAGAGCCGCCAUCUUUGCCACCAUCUUCGCUCUGGCUGAUUUCCUCUUCAUCUUCACCUGCUUGCCAGAGACGCUGCCGAAGGAAAAACGGGUGUCGUCCGUGGUGUCUGGCUUUCAGUCGGCCUUCAACCUGAUCAGUCCCUGGGCCUUGUUCCGGUUCUCGGCAGUACGUGAGAAGAUGGGAGGAGCAUCCAGAGACAGUCUCCAGAUUCUGGGCUUGGUGUAUUUUCUGUACCUCUUCUUAUUCUCUGGUCUGGAAUAUACGCUGGGGUUUCUUGUCCAUCAACACUUCCACUUUAGCAGUUUGGAACAAGGGAAGAUGUUCUUCUUCAUCGGUGUCACCAUGGCUGUGAUCCAAGGAGGCUACACUCGCCGGAUUGUGCCAGGAGCAGAACUGCGGAUGGUUAAAAUUGCAAUCAUGCUGUCAGCUCCUGGCUUUCUUUUAAUCGGCUGGAGCGCUAAUAUUAUCAUCCUCGGUGCAGGACUGUUGUUUUAUUCUUUCGCUGCAGCCAUAGUCGUCCCUUGCUUGUCUACGGUGGUAUCCAGCUACGGACUGGACAGUCAAAAAGGAACCGUGAUGGGUAUCCUAAGAAGUCUGGGUGCCCUUGCGAGAGCUCUUGGGCCGGUAGCAUCGGCAACAGUGUACUGGCUGGCCGGAGCGGAAGUCUGCUUCACCGUUUGUGCCUCUUUGUUCCUGCUGCCCUUCGUCCUGCUUCGGUGCAUGCCGAAGCAAAGCAAACAGGAGUAAACAACUCGGAUGGCGGUUUCCCCCACUCCCCGGAAACUCAAGAAUUCAACUUGAAUUUAAGAAACCGCGUUGAUCCUGGAAGACCUAACCAGGGACAUCGGGGUAUUUUUCACAACAGCCUUCCACCGUCUUUGCCUGUAUCUGAGCAGAGGUCCGUCUGCCUUCCAGUCUGGGUCUUUCCAUGGGAGUGUGUGUGUGUGUGUGUCAGGGUAGGAGGGUGAAGAUACCAACUUCCUCAAUCCACGAUGAACAAAGCCUCCAACAACCCAAGUCCACCUCCUUCCAGCCGGAAACACCUGGGAAUUUCAACGCUCAAAACGGGACGUUCACACACGGACACCUUGACGGAUUGGCCCACAAGCUCUCAUCUACCCUUUCUGCAAGUUGGGGUUGCAAAAUCGAUGGUCCGACGCCAUGCAUAGGUGACAAAAGUGCUUGCAUCCAAAUAGUUCUCGAAAGAGGCAUGGAUAGGAGGAAGAGACCACAGCAAAUACGUCAUCUGGAGGCACUUCUGUCAAGUUCCAUUUUGGCCCCGAGUUUCUAUAUUUCACUUAAGUGUCUUAACCGUAGCCAAGUCCUUUUUGAGGGAUUUCUGAGACAUUUUGACUUUUAAAACGAUGGCGUCUAAUUAUCCUUCCUUUCUUUUGUAUUGCCGAAAUCUCAAUGUAAUAUUUUCUACACUGCGUAAGGAGGUGUGUUUGAGGGGACUAUUUUCCAUUUUCUUUUUCCAUACAAUAAAACAAAACAGUUUUCAGUGGAGCUUCCUUGAA
Molecule: messenger RNA, 2477 nt
Organism: Ahaetulla prasina
Lineage: Eukaryota; Metazoa; Chordata; Lepidosauria; Squamata; Colubridae
Gene: SLC75A1
Product: major facilitator superfamily domain containing 10
Exons: 13
Coding region: 16-1707 (563 amino acids)
Biological process (GO): transmembrane transport
Cellular component (GO): brush border membrane
Molecular function (GO): transmembrane transporter activity
Source: RefSeq, a predicted model, not a curated record